This is a messenger RNA of Chondrus crispus (carragheen), 600 nucleotides long. NCBI's taxonomy places the organism in Eukaryota, Rhodophyta, Florideophyceae, Gigartinales, Gigartinaceae. The record is from the annotation of a RefSeq genome assembly.
AUGUUAAACGAUAGUAAUGGCAUUAGAGUGGGUCAAGAAGCUCCUGAUUUUUCUGCUAUUGCAGUAUAUGAUCAAGAAUUUAAACACAUACAGUUGUCCGAUUACAUUGGUAAAUAUGUAAUCUUAUUGUUUUAUCCACUAGAUUUUACUUUUGUCUGUCCUACAGAAAUUACAGCUUUUAGUGAUGUAUAUUCACAGUUAAAAGCUUUAAAUACAGAAAUCUUAGGUAUAUCAGUUGAUAGUCAAUAUUCUCAUUUAGCAUGGUUACAAACAAACCGAGAUUCUGGUGGUCUUGGGGAUUUGAAAUAUCCACUAGUCUCUGAUUUAACUAAGCAAAUAAGCUUAUCGUAUAAUAUUUUAACAGAACAAGGAACAUCUUUAAGGGGUUUAUUUAUUAUAGAUAAGGAGGGAAUAAUACAGCAUUCACUAGUUAAUAAUUUAGAUGUUGGUAGAAGUGUUGAUGAAACUUUAAGAACUUUACAGGCUAUUCAAUAUGUACAAGUUAAUCCAGAUGAAGUUUGUCCUGCAAAUUGGCAGCCAGGUAAUGCAACUAUAAUUAGUAGUCCAGAGAAAUCUAGAGAAUAUUUUAGUUCUGUAUAA